Molecule: messenger RNA, 459 nt
Organism: Sinocyclocheilus anshuiensis
Lineage: Eukaryota; Metazoa; Chordata; Actinopteri; Cypriniformes; Cyprinidae
Product: leucine-rich repeat-containing protein 72-like
Exons: 5
Coding region: 1-438 (145 amino acids)
Source: RefSeq, a predicted model, not a curated record
AUGCAGGAGCUCCACACUCUCUCUUUAUAUCUGAACCCCUUCACACAAGAUCCCGAAUAUCGCCAAUAUGUGCUGCACCAUUUGCCAUCUGUGAGGUUUUUAGAUAGAAAAGAAGUGAAGCAGGAGGAAAGGAGACAGGCAUUUAAGCUGUUCAGUGUAGAAAGACAGAGGGUGCUUGAUACUAUCGCCUUUGGUAGACGAGCACUACCACCUCCUACAGGAAGAAAAGGGACCAACUCCAUCACAAAACCAGUAGGUCCUCAUGGCUCAAGAAAGAGGUGUACAGAUCAUUCUUAUGAUCAAGAAAACCCAUCAGUGCCCAAAUCCAUCAUACAGUUCUCCAUUAUGAACUGGACCGGUACAAGCACGUCUCAGUGGAACCAUCUAGAUGACUCGAGCAAACCUGCGUCUGGUAUACUCACUGUCAAACUUAGAUGAUUUCCAGACCUCUGCCUUCAC